Molecule: messenger RNA, 765 nt
Organism: Penicillium canescens
Lineage: Eukaryota; Fungi; Ascomycota; Eurotiomycetes; Eurotiales; Aspergillaceae
Product: SGNH/GDSL hydrolase family protein
Exons: 5
Coding region: 1-765 (254 amino acids)
Source: RefSeq, a predicted model, not a curated record
AUGACGAACUACCCCGCCGACGAAGGCUUGUUCCAGCCAUACGACCAAUUUAUCCUCUUUGGCGACUCCAUCACUCAGCAGUCAACUUCACCGGCUGAUGGAUUCGGCUUUCAGGCCGAGUUGCAAGAAGCCUACUGUCGUCGCCUGGAUGUCAUCAAUCGCGGUUUCAGUGGCUACACCACCGCCAAUGCGAUCAAUGUCUUUCCGAAAUUCUUUCCCACGCCGCAAAGAGCUCCGGUGAAAUUGAUGACAAUCUUCUUUGGCGCCAAUGAUGCCUGUGUCCCGAGGACCUUCCAGCACGUCCCCCUGGACAAGUUCAAGGAAAACCUGAGACAACUCAUCCAACACCCCGCCGUGACAGCUCAAGGCACCAAGAUCAUCGUGCUCACCCCACCUGCAGUGAACGAGUACCAGAUGGACCCGGGUGACGGCUCCCCCUUGGCCCGAACCGCCAGUCACACCAAGCUCUAUGCAGAUGCCGCCCGGGAGGUUGCGGCAUCCCUGGGGGCCCCGGUUGCAGACAUCUGGACAUCAUUCAUGACCGCGGCAGGUUGGAAAGAAGGCGACACGCUCGCGGGUUCGAAGGAGAUCCCCAAUAAUACGAAACUUCAGAGUCUACUGACCGAUGGACUGCAUCUGACGGCGGACGGUUAUCGGAUGGUCUUCGAGGUGGUGAUGGAAACGAUUCGAAAGAAUUGCCCGGAGUUAAGUCCGGAGCAAUUGCCCUGGGUGCAUCCGCCUUGGACAGAAGCGCCGCGGUAUUAA